CAAGGCAAAAUUUCAAAGAAAGGUUAGAAAGCCAUUGAGAACAAUGGACCUGGGCUUGAUUUCACAAAUCCUAAACAUGGCUAUCAUGUCACCGACGAAGCAGGAUGCACUGUUGGAAGAGAUGUGCACUAUGCAUCUCACAACGAAGAGGUUCGAAAGGGCAUGGAAGGAGGCAACCGAACCAAUAAGAGCCACACAACCCAUGAAAGAACUAUAUAUGGGUUUCUCCAUACUAGUUCAGGGGUUGAGAAAGGCCGGGUUAAUCCCAAAGGAGGAGCAUAGGGUACAUGCUGGAGCUAGUGCAUCACCAGAGGGGUUGGAGGCAAAAAAUAAUGUUAUCCGGCCUUUACUUAGGGUUGAGGUUGGAGUUUGGGGAAGAAGAACAUUGUUGGUUGCUUUACUAGUUGACUCUGCAAUUGGACAUUAUGGGUACCGAUCAUGGAGGCCAGUCGAGGAAGAAUCGUUGGAACUGGUGGAGCGCCUAAAAAAUUGGAAGGUCCACCAACAAUGGAGAAAAGCAAAGGACAGUGAUGGACGCAGAACCCAUCCUCCAUUCGAUUGUCCUCUGGAAUGCAAGAGGUGCAAUGAGGCCAACCUUUUGGGACAUGGUGUAGAUACUGCACAAGAGAACAACACCUGAUAUGGUGAUGAUAUUUAAUACAAGGGUUGUAGAGAACUGAAUCAUUCUAGUCGGGAAGGAUCAAGUAGAAUUUGAUGGGGACUUUACUGCACCUACAACUAACAACACGGGGGAGUGGUGUGUUUAUGUGAUAAAAGCAGGCUUAAUGUUGCUUGUGUUUUUGUGGGAUCAGAAGAAAUUGUAUACAUAUCC
Messenger RNA from Rubroshorea leprosula, 832 nucleotides. NCBI's taxonomy places the organism in Eukaryota, Viridiplantae, Streptophyta, Magnoliopsida, Malvales, Dipterocarpaceae. The record is from the annotation of a GenBank genome assembly.